Botrytis porri is the source of this 225-nucleotide messenger RNA. RefSeq lists its product as uncharacterized. Lineage: Eukaryota; Fungi; Ascomycota; Leotiomycetes; Helotiales; Sclerotiniaceae. Bases 1 to 225 code for a protein of 74 amino acids. The transcript has 2 exons. The record is from RefSeq and is a predicted model, not a curated record.
AUGUCCCCAGGCCUUUCUCACUCCGCUGCUAAUGCAACGACACAAAAGUCUGCAACAUCCACAACAUAUCAAACAGGCGUAGAUUCCGCAAGACAGAAGAAAGCAGAUCAUUCGAAAGCGACAAAAAAGAUACGACUUUCGAAUGGUGGACGUACGCUUGAAGAGGGAAUCAAGGGGAUGAAAAACGGGACAGACAUGGUUGUUCUUUAUAAGCCAGCUAAGUAG